This is a messenger RNA of Pyricularia pennisetigena, 1251 nucleotides long. RefSeq lists its product as uncharacterized. Gene Ontology annotation, cellular component: cytoplasm. The transcript has 3 exons. The coding region runs from base 1 to 1251 and encodes 416 amino acids. Gene Ontology annotation, biological process: protein refolding. Lineage: Eukaryota; Fungi; Ascomycota; Sordariomycetes; Magnaporthales; Pyriculariaceae. Gene Ontology annotation, molecular function: Hsp70 protein binding. The record is from RefSeq and is a predicted model, not a curated record.
AUGUUGUUAUCAAGGGCAGUCUGGCUGCUUUUCUCGCUAGUCCAACUGGGCUUUGCGGCCGAGGAUUAUUACAAGGUUCUUGAAAUCGACAGAAAUGCCGACGAAAAGGCCAUCAAGAUCGCAUAUAGGCGACUGAGCAAAAAGUACCACCCGGACAAGAACCCCGGCGACUCCACAGCAGAGGGCAAGUUCGUGCAGGUCUCGGAGGCAUACGAGGCCCUCAUCGACAAGCAGACACGUCGCAUCUACGACCAGCACGGCCACGAGGGUCUGAAGCAGCACCAGCAGGGCGGCGGCGGCGGCGGGCACCACCACGACCCCUUUGACCUGUUCUCGCGCUUCUUUGGCGGCGGCGGGCACUUCAACUCUGGCCAGCGGCGCGGGCACGACGUCGAGGUCAAGCUGGCCGUGUCGCUGCGCGACUUCUACAACGGCCGCGCCACCGAGUUCCAGUGGGAGAGGCAGCACAUCUGCGAGGAGUGCGACGGCAGCGGCUCGGCCGACGGCGUCGUCGAUCAGUGCUCCGCAUGCGGCGGCCACGGCGUGCGCGUCCAGCGCCACCAGAUCGCCCCUGGAAUGUACCAGCAGGUCCAAAUGCAGUGCGACGCCUGCGGCGGCCGCGGCAAGUCCAUCAAGCACAAGUGCAAGGCGUGCGGCGGCGCGAGGGUCGUGCGCAAGCCCACCACUGUGCAGAUCAACAUACAGCGCGGCGCGGCGCGCGAUUCUCAGGUCGUCUUUGAGAACGAGGCAGACGCGAGCCCGGAUUACGUUGCUGGAGACCUCGUCGUUACACUAACGGAGAAGGCGCCCUCUCUGGAAGAGGACAACCCAGACCACGUCGACGGAGUAUUCUUCCGCCGCAAGGGCGACGAUCUGUUCUGGAAGGAAGUCAUCUCACUGCGCGAGGCCUGGAUGGGCGACUGGAAGCGCAACAUUACACAUCUCGACGGGCACGUCGUCGAGAUUGGCCGGAAGCGAGGCGAGGUUGUCCAGCCUGGUCACGUAGAGAUGGUCCAGGGCGAGGGAAUGCCCAAGUGGCACGAGGAUAUCGACAGCGUGUACCACACUAUCGAGUUCGGCAACCUGUACGUCGAGUACACUGUCGUACUUCCUGACCAGAUGGACAGCGGUAUGGAACAGGAGUUCUGGUCAGUGUGGGAGAAAUAUAGGCAAAAGAUUGGCGUGGACCUGCACAAGGACAGUGGAAGGCCAGACAAGCCAGUGAUGGCCUCUGGUCAUGAUGAGUUGUGA